This is a messenger RNA of Nothobranchius furzeri (turquoise killifish), 1915 nucleotides long. RefSeq names its product probable G-protein coupled receptor 21. Gene Ontology annotation, cellular component: membrane. Gene Ontology annotation, molecular function: G protein-coupled receptor activity. NCBI's taxonomy places the organism in Eukaryota, Metazoa, Chordata, Actinopteri, Cyprinodontiformes, Nothobranchiidae. The record is from RefSeq and is a predicted model, not a curated record. Gene Ontology annotation, biological process: G protein-coupled receptor signaling pathway.
ACUAUAAUUGAUGAUUCUCAGAGGUCUUUUCUGUAAAAUAAAUAAGGGUUGUGUAUGGUUUUUGUAUGUUGCUCCCCAGAUUUCUACACAAUAAGUCAAGUAUGGAACAAUCAGUGAAUUGUACAAUGCCAACAAACCAGAAUUAGUCAGUAAAAAUGUGACUCUAUGUAAUUCUCCUAAAGAUUUGGCAAUUUUACCUUUUAUGUAACUAAUAUGGGAUUUCCAUGACAAGUCUUCAUCAAUAAGAACUCCAAGAAAUGUAGUUUCUUUUACUCUUUGAAUUGCAAUCCCAUCUAAUUUUAAUCAGCCUGGAAGUUAUGUUUUUAUUUUGAUCAAGACUUUUCUGUUUAUUGAAAAGCUAAAGCAAAUUCCUUUUAUUUUAUGUAUUUUUGGACAUGGCAACAAUGAAAAACUUGUUUUCACUUGGAUUUUGUUCAGUUCCCUUUAAAAAUCUUCAGGUUUUGCUAUUACUUAGCUUUGUCGUGUCUUGAAAUUCAAUCAGUAUGUUAUGUACAGAUUAAAAAUAAAAUGUAGAAAUAUAAGUGUAACAUUAUUUAACUAAAACAACUGGCAGAGCCAGAUUUUGCAAGUAUCCCACCACUUUCUGCUGUAAUACAUGGAUGAGUCUUACCGCCCAUCGCUAAUUGCAACAGGUGUGCAGCUGAUUGCUCCAGAGAGGAAACCUGCAGGUGCUGCUUUCUAAUGAAGCUCCAUAGGUUUGCCCAUGCUUUUGCUUUUUAUUUCUCGGACUUCAACAAAAUUAUUAUCUAUUCUUUUUGUGAAUUAUGAUUUACUCACACUUUCAAAGCUGUGGAGAACAAUGAUCACAACCGUUAACCACUCAGCCUUGGUUGACUCCAACCAGUCAAAUGUUGACUAUCAGAGACUGCAGGAGUUGAGCCACCACUCCAUCAAAGUAAGCAUCAUCAUUGUUCUGGGAGUGAUGAUCACUUUGGGAAAUAUUGCAGUUCUCCUGGUCAUCUCUUCCUCCGUGGCUGGAUGGUCAAGAAACUCCAGGUACUUUUUGCUCUCUCUCACUGUUGCAGACUCUGCGUUUGGACUACUGGUCAUGCCUUUGAACCUGUGGGUGAGUCUAUUAAAGGACUACACUGAGGGCCCAGAUGCUCUUUGCCACGUUGUGGCUUUUUGCAAUGCCACCAUCUACUCCACCUGCAUGUACACGCUGGCCACAAUAAGCCUGGAGAGAUACAUUGCUGUGUUUUACCCGCUCCAGUAUUCAACUCUGAUGACUAGAAAAAGGACGCUGCUCCUGAUUGCCUUCGCCUGGUGCUUCCCGCUCUUUUUACUGUCACCCAUCACAUUUCCAGAUGGCAUAAUUGAAGUUCACUUUUCUACUGCGUCGCUGGUCUGCAAUCCAUCCUAUUCUACAAACAUCAUCUACUCCAUGAGCCUGACUUGUUUAAUAUUUUUCCCUUGCUCCAUCAUCAUGACAUAUGCAAACCUGAGGGUGUGGUGCGCAGCCAAGAGGCAGAGGCUGAAACUGCGCAAAUACGGCUGUGCGCUUCGCAAUAGGCACAAUGUGGCAGCCAGAGUGCUUGUACCCGUCAUGGUGGUUUACUACACCUGUUGGACUCCCUGCAUGGCAGCCAUGAUCUACAAUGCAGUCUCGGGCAACACCGUGCCGGAGUGGGUUGAGUUUGUUGUGGUGUGGCUGCCAACAUCCAACGGUUUCCUCAACUGCAUCUUCUACUUCUGGAUCAACCGAAACUUUCGCAGGAAGUUUCACUUCAUUCUCCAGAGACUGGCCUCAGCCCUAUGCCCUGAAAUUGCCAACACACUCGGGUGGAGCAACUCUCCAGCAUCACAGUUUGUGUCAGGAGUUUGGGAAAACACCAGCGUUCACGAGCGCUCCUCCAGUGUGUCGUCCACCUGCACACUGCUAAGCUUGGCCUGA